This is a messenger RNA of Dovyalis caffra, 1080 nucleotides long. The record is from the annotation of a GenBank genome assembly. NCBI's taxonomy places the organism in Eukaryota, Viridiplantae, Streptophyta, Magnoliopsida, Malpighiales, Salicaceae.
AUGGGUGCUGUAGAAAAUCCUGUAAACAAUAAAGAAUAUCGGAUACCGGGAGAGGCAAAGGAGAUUUUGAAAUCAUUGGCAUCCAAGUGGGAAGAUGUGGCUGAUGCGAAUUCUUUGCAGGUGAUCCCUUUAAAGGGUGCAAUGACCAAUGAGGUUUUCCAAAUAAAGUGGCCGACAAAGACAGAGAAUGUGUCGCGGAAGGUUGUAGUCAGGAUCUAUGGUGAAGGUGUGGAGGUGUUCUUUGAUCGAGACAAUGAGAUUCUUACAUUUGAGUUCAUGUCGAAGCAAGGACAGGGACCUCGUCUACUUGGGCGGUUCUCAAAUGGACGGAUUGAAGAGUUCAUCCAUUCACGGACACUAUCAGCCUCUGAUAUGCGUGAUCCAGAUACAUCCGCUCUCAUAGCAACUAAAAUGAAGGAGUUUCAUGGUCUUGAGAUGCCAGGUCCAAAGAAUGUCACCCUGUGGGAUAGAUUGCGAAAUUGGCUCAAAACAGCUAAGAGUUUGUGUACUCCGGAAGAAGUUAAAGCCUUCCGCUUGGAUUCCAUUGAGGAGGAAAUUUCCUUAUUGGAAAAGGAACUCUCAGGAGAUCAAUUUAUAGGGUUUUGUCAUAAUGAUUUACAAUAUGGCAACAUAAUGAUUGAUGAGGAGACAAGAUCAAUCACUAUAAUUGACUAUGAGUAUGCAAGUUACAACCCUAUUGCCUUUGAUAUAGCAAACCACUUCUGUGAGAUGGCUGCUGAUUAUCAUACAGAUACCCCCCAUAUUUUGGACUAUAGUAAAUACCCUGAUUUGGAAGAGCGUCGAAGAUUUAUUCGCAUAUAUCUGAGUUCCUCAGGUGGUCUACCUACCGACAUUGAAGAAGAGCAGCUACUUGAAAAUGUUGAGAAGUAUAAGCUUGCAAACCAUCUUUUUUGGGGUUUAUGGGGGAUAAUAUCGGAACAUGUCAACGAAAUUGACUUUGACUACAUGGAAUAUGCAAGGCAGAGGUUUGAACAAUACUGGUUAACGAAGCCUGCUUUAUUGGGUUCUUCAGGAACCACCCCUGAUGCGGUUAUGACUGAUGGUAAUUUUACUAUCUGA